This is a messenger RNA of Olea europaea var. sylvestris, 1919 nucleotides long. Its product is annotated as zeatin O-glucosyltransferase-like. Gene Ontology annotation, molecular function: UDP-glycosyltransferase activity. The record is from RefSeq and is a predicted model, not a curated record. The coding region runs from base 161 to 1555 and encodes 464 amino acids. Lineage: Eukaryota; Viridiplantae; Streptophyta; Magnoliopsida; Lamiales; Oleaceae. The transcript has a single exon.
GGAGAAAUAUUCAUCCAAAUUAUAAUCAAUUAUUGUACCUUUGCUGCCUUCAUUUUUGAGACACGGGGACCCACUUUCACCUGGUAUAAAAAUUGAUUUUAGGGCUAAAUGAAGUUGCCAGACUCUUCAAAGGGUACUAUUAGCAAAUCAAACCAAUACAAUGGCCAGCCAUCACACAUCGGAAAAACAUUGCAUAAAUGGUAUUGAAGAAAUGACUCAAGUUGCCGUGGUAAUGGUGCCGCUUCCAGCACAAGGCCAUCUCAACCAGCUCCUCCACCUCUCCCGCCUCGUCUCAGCCUAUGACGUUCCUGUCCAUUUCGUCGGCACCACCAUGCACAACCGCCAGGCCAAGGUUCGAGUCCAUGGUUGGGAUCCUUUAGCUAUUACCAAUAUCCAUUUCCAUGAUUUUCCAGUGCCUUCUUUUCCUACCCCUCCCCCUGACCCCAAUGCUACCACUAAAUUUCCAACACACAUCCUUCCAUCACUUCAAGCAUCGAUACAUCUACGCGAACCUGUUUACACAUUUGUAAACAAACUUUCGAGCACAGCCAAAAGAAUAGUUGUCAUUUAUGAUUCUCUAAUGGCUUAUGUUGUUCAGGACAUACAUUCUGUAACAAAUGCUGAGUCCUAUUGUUUUCGAAGUAUGUCGGCUUUCUGUGUAUACUCAUUUCAUAGAAAAUACGCUGGAAAACCCCUUCCUUCUCUGGAAGGUUGCUUGCCUCCGGAAUUUUCAGAAUUUCAAAAAUUGCAACGAGAGGCGAGGAAAUUCAAUUCUGGAGAUAUUUAUAAUGCAAGCAGAUUAAUAGAAGGGUUGUAUCUUGAUUUGCUUGCAAAAGAAAAUACGAAGGGAACCGACAAACUAUGGGCUAUCGGACCGUUUAAUCCGGUGGUGAUACAUGAAAGAAAAGAUUCAAACAGCCGUCCCAAAUGCUUAGAGUGGCUUGACAAACAACUUAAGAAUUCAGUGAUAUUUGUUUCGUUUGGCUCAACGUCUUCGUUGUCCAAUGAACAAAUCAAAGAGCUCGCACUCGGAUUGGAGCAGAGUGAACAGAAGUUCAUAUGGGUAUUGAGAGAUGCAGAUAAAGGUGAUGUCUUUGAAGGAGAUGUUAGGAGAGCUCCACUUCCAGAAGGGUAUGAAGAAAGAGUGGAAGGAAGAGGACUAAUUGAGAGAGGUUGGGCGCCUCAACUGGAAAUUCUUGGACACCCGUCGACCGGUGGUUUCUUGAGUCAUUGUGGAUGGAAUUCAUGUACAGAAAGCAUAAGCAUGGGAGUGCCGAUAACAGCUUGGCCGAUGCAUUCGGAUCAGCCUACAAACGCCAUGCUGAUAACGCAAAUACUGAAAAUUGGCCUGGAAGUACGGAAUUGGGCAGAUCGAGAUGAAUUGGUGUCAUCAUCAACCGUGGAGAAGGCUGUAAGAAGAUUGAUGGAUUCAGCAGAAGGAGAAGAAAUGAGACAAAGGGCAGCCGAUUUAGAACAGGCAGUAAAGCAAUCAUUGAUGGAAGGUGGUGCUACUCGCAAGGAGAUGGAAUCCUUCAUUGCUCAUAUUACCAGAUAAAAUUAUUCAUCCUCAAAUCUUUAAGUCUACCAGUUUCAUUAUUGCAAGGUGUAUUAAUCUGUCAGUUUAUCAUUAUUCAAUUGUAGUUACAGGGUGCGGGCGAAGAGAACAGAACUGAUUGCCAGUGGAUAGCUUAUAAAAAUGAUCCAUUGGUUCCAUCUCUCGUUAUGGAACCGUAUGAGAACUUGAAACCAGUACAGCAAUCGAGUCGUCUAGUGGAGUAACACUGAACAUUUCAGAAAAAUCGCACAAGAAACUAAGUAUUAAAAGAAUAAUUACUAUUUUUGUUGCCUUUUCUAUUUCAAGAAGAAAUGACAAUAAAUUUUGUUGCAAAUUUAGACGCCUAUAUACAUUUAUACAGAAA